AUGACGACACCAGCUCGUCACGUUCCACCUUGUCCUAAGCCGUUCACAGAUCAUAUUGUAACGACCAUCGAAGGUGUUGAUAUACCUAUUCGUGUAUUUCCUGGAAAUGAUAAUGUGAAAGGCAAGAAACCAUGGUUAUUCUGGAUCCAUGGAGGAGGUUGGGUAGGAGGUAAACAUUAUAUACCAAAUGUAUGGGUACACCCAUCAUUUCAUCCUUUAGGCAUUCACAUAAUAUCAGUUUCAUAUCGACUUAUACCUCAAGUAAAACUACCUGAUCAAUUCUCAGAUAUACAAAAGACAUUCGAAUGGUGUUUAACCAAUCUUCCGCUUGUACUAGGAGAAGAUCAAGUUGAUAUCGAUAAGUAUAUCGUAGGAGGGGAUUCGGCAGGUGGUCACUUCUCAACUUUGUGUGGUAUAAAAUUUAAUCCUAGACCAAGUGUCGUGCUGGAUUUAUACGGUGUAAUUGAUUUAUCAGACAAACAUUAUUCGACCCCUACUUCUUCUUCUUCUUCUCCGACGAAUAUUGACGAAGAUGGAAAUGGGGAAAUCAAAUUACCUUUUAAUACACCUUUGGCAGAAAUCAUUGAAUUUUCAAAAGAGCUCAAUCCCAAGAAUGCAGUAGUCACCUCUGCAUGGACAUGGGAACUGCUACCUUUGAUGUCAAAAGAGCAGCUUGAACUGUUUUGGGGAACGAAAUAUAAUCCAUCUGAAAACGAUAAAAUCAGAAUGGAUUUAAAUCAAUAUUACACUCAAAAUGGUACACGUAUUCGAGCGCUUUUUGGAGUUGAUCAAGUUGACGAUUACAGUCAAGAAGAAUACGAGAGACUGUUAAUUCAGUGGUCUCCUAUCCAUUUGAUCAAAGAUAAUUAUCCUCCAACUGUUAUCAUGCACGGGGAUAAUGAUGUUGUCGUCCCCAUUCAAGAAAGUAUAGAUUUCGCAGAUAAGCUGAAAGGAUUAGGGGUUGACGUAGAGUCUAUCUGGUGUGAAGGUGGUGGGCAUUGUUUUGAACAAUCUAUGGGGAGCCCUCAAGAUCCAGGUUGGAAUGAAUAUAUCGUUCCCUGCAUCGAGUUUGUCAAGAAACAUCUGAGUUUAUCAGAAUGA
This is a messenger RNA of Kwoniella shivajii, 1101 nucleotides long. RefSeq lists its product as uncharacterized. Bases 1 to 1101 code for a protein of 366 amino acids. The record is from RefSeq and is a predicted model, not a curated record. Gene Ontology annotation, biological process: proteolysis. The transcript is spliced from 3 exons. NCBI's taxonomy places the organism in Eukaryota, Fungi, Basidiomycota, Tremellomycetes, Tremellales, Cryptococcaceae. Gene Ontology annotation, molecular function: serine-type peptidase activity; lipase activity.